GGACAGAAAACGGAGACAUGGCUGCCAUCCAAUGUUCAUUAAGAGAGGACCACACCGAUGAAUUUGCGGGACCUCUCAGCCACAUGUAUGGCACUUCAACUGCCAAUCAAAGGAUUGAAAGCUGGUGGUCCAUUUUCAGGAAACAGAGGACACAGUUCUGGAUGGAUCUAUUUAGUGACCUGAGAGACAGACACUACUUCAACGGCACCCAUGAACACAAGUGCCUUGUACGGUAUGUCUUCCUGGGCAUUUUUCAGAAAGAGCUUGAUGAGCACCGAGAGCUUUGGAACAACCACACCAUCAGGCCUGUCCGUCAGUCCCUCUCUCAUCUGGAAAACCGGAGACCAUGUACCACCUGCCUCACAGGUUUGGUGGAAGGGAUUGUGGAUUCCAAGUGGAUCCCCAAGUGUUACAGGAGUUCAAAGACCUUCUGCCACCUACAAACAGUUUGUGUGGAGAUGAUAAUCUCCAAGCAUAUUUUGCCAACUUGGAGAGACAGAGCCAGCUCGUUCCACCCAUCAACUGGCCAGCUGCUGUUGACAAUUACCUUACACUUAAGGAGAUGGCUGGACUUUAGAAUUGCCUUGUUGGAUGGUGUGCUCGCUUUGAACUGGGACGCCCCACCUGAUGGACCCUGCCUGGAGACACCUCCUCAUGCUUGA
Gadus macrocephalus (Pacific cod) is the source of this 662-nucleotide messenger RNA. RefSeq lists its product as uncharacterized. The coding region runs from base 18 to 662 and encodes 214 amino acids. Lineage: Eukaryota; Metazoa; Chordata; Actinopteri; Gadiformes; Gadidae. The record is from RefSeq and is a predicted model, not a curated record. The transcript is spliced from 3 exons.